UAAACUGAGCUAGUUCCUUUUGCUCGUUUCUAUCCGUUGGUAGCCUCUUUCGGGCAUGCGCAUUGGGGAGCAGGAAGCUCGGAGGAGAUGAUGCAGAAAAGAUGUCUCCCAGGGAGCCUUUGCCCGCUGUGCAGGAAGUUCUGAAGAAGGUUUUCUGUGUGGUGCAGCACCAGCAUGGACUCUGGAGGAGUACUGUGAGUGACUGCUCACCCCUCCUGACCUCCCUUAGCAACCUGGCGGAGCAACUGCAGGCCAGUCAGAAUGUGCAGCUGGAAGAGACCCCACUCCGGGCUUUCCCUGACCUGAAAGACUGCUUGAGACGAAAACUGCUGGCUGCUGGGGACGCCAUCUUGGACCAGUUGGGAGAGAAGCUAACCAGCCUCCUCCAGGUGCGAGAUACAAUCAGCAGCCAUGUGGAACAAGUGUUUGAGCUCUAUGAACAGAAAGCAGAUGAACUAGACCUUGAUGUAGUCUUGCAGCCUUCAGCUGUUAGCCCUUCAUUGGCUGAUAUGCUGGCAUGGUUACAGGACAUUGACAGACAUUUUCGAAAUUCUUACCUGGAAAGGAAGUACCUCCUCUCCCAGAUCCAGUGGGGAAAUUUGCCAAACAUCCAAACCCUGCCCCAAGCCUGGGAUCGGAUUUCAGAGAAUGACCAAGACUUCGUACAAGAUAUCCUGCUGAGUGUAUCUUUUUUCCUGGAGACUUAAGGCUCUUCGACAACUCGCGGCUUCUUUAAAGGCAGCUGAGAAGUGAGGGGUAGGAAAAAUGGACCAAAAAGCUAAUCUGUGCUAAAAAUGAUCCUGGACAGAUGUGCCUCUCUGAAAGCUCCUUUUGAUGCAGGCUGCUGUAACAUAGACAUCAGCCCGAAUGGCCACAUGGACUCUGAAGGGAGGACAGUGCCAACUCAGCAAAUUAUUAAUCUUUUCAUUAUUUGGGUUGAGUCGUCACCCUUCACACUUGCCAAAGGCCUUCAUCGUCUUUCAUUAGUUUGGUAAAUUAAGAAGCAACUCUUGAGGACCUCUCCCCAGAUAUCUUCCAAACUUGACAUCUUUUUCCAACAUCUGGAUCCUCCUCAGCAAGGAGAUGGAGUUUGAACAGCCUCCAAAUGAGGUGAGGCCCAGGUGCUUUCUAUUCAGGCCAAAGUGAAUGAAUGGUUUUCAAAACAUCUAAGAAGCUGAGUGCUAACCAUAUACGCCAGAGAAUUUUCCCCCAAACAUGGCAGCACCUUCUCUAUUUUUGCCAAUAAGUCAUUAGGCUCAGCUUGGCUGGGCUUCCACGUGUCAAAGAAUCAAAGGAUUUUAAGGCCAGAAGUAGCCUUAGGAGAUCUCUUGUUUUACAGAUGAAGAAAGUGAGCCCCUGUCUUCUAACUCCCAAUCUGGUGUUCAGCCUCCCCAUCUUUCAUUCCCUUUUCCUUAACCACACACAGCACAAUAUUCCCCUUGGUCCUGGAGACUUAUGCAGUCCGUGCCCGUCCCCUCCCCAGACUUUUAUUCUGUUUCCUUUGGGACUCUUUCCUCUUGCCUUCCUGUUCUCCAACUCCCCAGGAUCUGGAGAUGAACCUAUGAAUGGAAUGCAUUUUGCCUGUCAGCUAUGAGGCCUGCCCAGCUCCCCAAAGGCUUCCUCUUUCCCAAUCCUCUGGUUACAGCACAUCCCUUCCGCUCGCCCUGCAUGGUGAUGAUGGCGCUUGGAAAGGAGAAAAUGCCAGCAUCUGCCUUGUGCAAUCGUGUCCAAUUUGACAGCCCUGUCAAGUUAUGCCCCUGGGGCUCACUCCCAUCACCUCCUGGAAGAGACAAAAAGGGUUUAUUAACACACUCAGCUCUUAAGCUUUGAAGAGCUUGAGGGAAUACUGUGAUCAGGGAUUUCUCCAUGAGGGGGGUCCAGCUCCCCUGAUCCUCUUCCUACUAAUGGAAUAGAGAUGAGUGUGACUGAAAUAGAGCCGAUGCCUGGGGCAAACGCUGGAACAACUGUGGUCAGAAGAGCCCUCCAAAUGCCAGACUGGAUGCACAGUCAGUACAUAUCAACAAUGCAGUAAGCAUUCUUCAGUGUUUCCUAUGGGCCCAAUUGUGGGGGAAUUACAGAAUUUCAGGGUUGGAAGGGAUUUGAGAAGCUGGAGAAGCUACUGUGAUUUGUGCCUAAACAAAAAUCCCUUCUACCACUGUUGAUAGCAACUGAUCAUCUAGGCUUUAGUUGAAGACCUCUAGAGAGGGAAGAUGUAUUCACUAGAUCAUCUACUCUACUUUUGGUUAGAAAGUAGGAAUCAAUAAAAAUUUCCCCAUCCCACCAAACCAAGGGGCAAUGCUCAGCUUUCUCUGUUCAUCUCCCACCAUUUCAGUAUCCCAACUGUCAUGGGAAUGUGCCUGGUGUUAUCUGGCUCUUUCCUGCCACUACCCACAUCCAGGGACCACAAGAGCCUCUGGGGGGAAUAAGAGGAAGAGGAAGCCCUGAGGUUUGCAGAGGAGGGUGGCAUGAUCCCUGUGGGAAUCUGGAUCUGAAUCUGUGUUCCUCAAAGCUGAGCAUGCCAGAGCAUUCAGAACAUCAGGGCACAGGGUUUGCAACUAGAGUUCGUUAGAAGGGAGGGAGACAGAAAAUUCGAAGUCUUUGACUCAGGCAAAGGAGCUCUGAUAAAAUUCCUUUUCCUACUUCUGAGGAAUAGCUUUCUCUAAGGAGUAGAGAAGGUGAUAAUGGGCAGAACUAGACUCAGUGGACAAUCAGCGGAGAAUAAUGGGAGAAUCUGAAAUAGUCCACCAACAGCAGCCUGGACAAGUAUUGAAAGGAUACUUAUCAUCUGAUGUGAGGUGAGGGGCUACCUAAUGUUGUAUAGACACACCACAAGCAGAGGAGAGACCACAGUGGCCUUCAUUGGAAUCAUGGAUUGUAGGAACCCUAUUCACUAUAGGCCAUAAGAGACUAGGACUAUAUUGGAUGCUGGUCACUGGUUAGGAGCUCUGGUACAAGUUU
Messenger RNA from Vombatus ursinus (common wombat), 2958 nucleotides. RefSeq names its product chromosome unknown C1orf109 homolog (gene AIRIM). The transcript is spliced from 6 exons. Bases 102 to 707 code for a protein of 201 amino acids. NCBI's taxonomy places the organism in Eukaryota, Metazoa, Chordata, Mammalia, Diprotodontia, Vombatidae. Gene Ontology annotation, cellular component: cytoplasm; nucleus. The record is from RefSeq and is a predicted model, not a curated record.